AGACACUCAGACAAAGUUGGUCGUUUCUCAGAGACGAAAUCAAGUAUUGUAACAAGAAAAUCACUCGAGUCAUUUGCAUCUUGCUCGGUGAACUCGUCCUUCUGGGUAAGGACUUUGUUCAUGGGCCAGAAGCGCAGCAGUCUUCUGAUGUGUCGAUGAUCAAUAACCAUGUCUGUUGAACAAAUCUCUCGAGUAGCGGCCUCCCAAAGCUAUCUGCAAGAUAGAAAUAAGUGUUGGGAGUUUAGAAGGCAAUGGUUGAAGUACAUCUCCAGUGGCAAGGUCAACAAGUUCACACUUGAGGUCAGCAGACGCCACAUGGUACCUUCUACUCAAUCGACUCCCUUUCCUACCUCCUUGCUUCACUUUCUCGCUGCCAACAAACCAAAUUACGGACAUAAGUAGAAGGACACUCUCCUUCAAACUUCCUUCACCUUUCUAGGAACAUCUUUCUUUUGAUUCUUGACGAAAUCUCCAUUUGAGUUAACUGUUUUCUCCUUGCCACUAGGGAGAACAAGAGUCAUAGGAUUUUUAGAAGGAUCAGUCGGUCAAAAAUAACAAUAUACAUUCUCAGGUUUUAGAUCAGCAUGUAUAACAGAAAGCUCUCUAUGCAAGUAGUUCAAACCAACCAACAUGUGAUAACAAAUCUCCUUAACCAUAUGAAUAGGCAAAACUCUAUGCAGUAUAAUGAUGAGCACUCUUUUGCACCUUUAAAGCCACAUCUCUGUAGCAUUAAGAGAAAGGCAACCAAAGCGUUUGGGACAUCGACAACCGUGUUACUCAUGGCUCGAUAACUUAGAUAAGUCUUUUAUAUUAUUUUAACUUUUUCAGUUAAAAAAAAAAAGGUUAAUCGCAGGUUUCCACCUGGCCAUGGAACCCCGCACAGUGACAAACUCGGCAGAAAAAUGAUUUUUACCUACAGACUGCAAGACACAAUUAUGGCACAGAUUCCUAAUUUUUUUGGUCCCCACAUAUUAUAAAAAUAAUUUGUUGCUAAAGAUUUUUUUUGUAAGGAUCAGGGUUACAGCUGCUCUUACAUGUGAUAAAGUAACUGACAACGGUUGUGGUUUCGUCUAACUAACAUAACAUUGGAUAAAACAGAAACCGAACCGUGUCCAUGUAAUGAUGCUAGCUUAGAGUGAGAGAGAGGUGCGCAUGAGAGGAUUGAGUGUCCCAGCUGGCGAGCCAGACGGAAAAGGCCCUAACCAGGCAUGGGAGCUUUAUCGGUGUGUGCAGACGAUGGAGCUUAGCUACUUCUUCAUCUACCUCAACAUGGGCGGAUCUACUGUGUCCAAGGAGGAGGCAGCUGCCCCCACAAACAACUACAGUUUAGUUUAUGUACAUGAUAGUUAUUAAAGAUUCUUCAGCUUAGGUGGUAAAAUACUUCAUUUUGCCCCCCCUUGGUCUUCUGUUCGAAUUUCCAUCUGCCUCUUUAAGUGGUUUUUAAUUAUAUUAUGACUUUCCUUUUCUGAUUUUAUUUCUUUCUCGUUUACCUGUCAUACCAUUUUUUUCCUCAUAUAGUCACGUUAUAUUUCCUUUAGUUAUUUUGUUUCCUUAACAAUUUAUUCUACUAUUUUUUAUUUCAUUUUUUUGUUUGGUUGUGAAUUCAUCUUAUAGUCCUUUUCAAAACAAUUAUUCUAAUUAGUUGCAUUAAAUUAAAUUAACUUUAAAUUUGUUUAAAUAUAGAUAUAUAUAAUAUAUAAAUAAAAAUAUUUAUACAAUAAUAUUAAAUAUAAAUAUAUUAAUUAAUUAAUUUAUUCACCCCCACUCACUUUUUUUCCUUGAAUGUGAGUUAAUAUCAUUUUUAUUGUUGUUCCUCUUUAUAUGCAUGUCUUAUACAGAGACAACUCUGUCUUAAAGCAUAGAAAGCUUGUGCUUUAGGCACUGCAUUCAUAAGAAUUUACGGGCACCAAAUUGACCAAAAUCAUUGGUAGUGUAGUGUAGUGGUUGUAUCUUUCUUCAAUGAAUUAACAGUCUUCAUAAUUACAUAUUUUGUUAUUUCCUUUUACUUAAAGCCUUUCUUUGAGUGAGCUCAAAGUGUGUCUCUGCUUUAGGCAACCCAUUAGACUAAAUUGACACCGGUGUUAUAUGUGGUUCCAGAACAUGAAACAUGUAGUAAGAAUGAUUACUGUUCACCACAUAUAAAAAAAUGUAUUCUAAAACUUGUAAUUUUCACGAGAACAAACUAGAAAAUAUUGAAGAUAAACAUGUAAUAAAAUAAUGAUUCUCCAGAUUUUUCUUUGACCGACUGAAAUGACCGUCUUUUGUUAUUUUAAUAUUUUCACCUUAUUAUAAAUAGAUGUAUUAUCCCUUUGUUGUAAGUUCAGUUUACGAUUGAAACAAUAAUCAAAAAGAUCAGUUCCUCUUUUCUUCUUACGUUAUCUAACAUCAAAGAACAUAUAUUAUAUUUAUAUCUUUUGUUUCUCACUUCAAUUUAAAUAAUACACAACACGUUAUCAGCACGAAGCUUUGACCAACUGAAGUCUAUCAAUACAAAAGUUCUUAAACCAGCCGAGGUAAUGUUUAAAUUUAUGUAUUUCAAUACACCUAAUUUAUUUAAAUUUUAUUAUUAUUUCGGAGUGAGAGGCUGGACCUUCUCCGUUCGGGAUGAUAGGUGCUGCCUUCCCCGACUGAUCGUUAUGAUAGACUAUGCCUUCACAAUCAGAAAAACACGUGGUAGGCUUUGCCUCCGUGAAUAAAAAAGUCAAAAAUGGUAGACUAAGUCUUCUCGGACCUUGAAAACAAAGAGUCAAAAUGGUAGAUCAUGUCUCUUCAGACUUUAAAAAAUGAUCAAUAUGGUAGUCUAUGACUCCUCGGAUCAUGUGGUAGGCUGAGCCUCCCGAUUUUAUUUAUGCUAUUUAAAUUCCUGCAAUUUAAAUUUUUGCAAUUUAAAUUUCUGCAAUUUAAGUUUAUGCUUUUAUUUUAUGCCUUUAAUUUUUGCAUUUAAAUUAUGCAUUUAAGUUCUCGUCUUUAUUAUAUUUAUAUAUUAUUCUAUGAAUACAGUUAUCAUGUCGAAUUUGACAAAGCUCGAAAUUAAUGCCCUGGAUAUUACGGGAAAUAAUUAUAUGACCUGGACAGUGGGUGCAAAGAUGCACCUGAGAGGAAACAGGCUUUUGGAAACCAUCGAUAGUUCAAAAACGGUGUCGGAAGAGAAAAAGGCAAAAGCCAUGAUAUUUUUACGACACCACAUCCGUAAUGGUUUAAAGGAUGAAUAUAUUACGAAAGAGGAUCCUUGUGACCUCUGGAAAUCUUUAAAAGAGAGGUUCGACACCAAAAAUAUGUGAUCUUACCGAAAGCUAAACACGAGUGGAUACAUCUCCGGUUCCAGGAUUACAAAAAUGUUAGUGAGUUUAAUUCCGCGAUGUUCGGAAUUACUUCGAGGAUGAUGUUAUGUGGAGAAAAAAUAAGUGAUUAUGAUAUGAUCGAGAAAACUCUCUCCACGUUCCAUCCUGAAAAUGUAAUCAUGCAGCAACAGUACCGGGUGAAUGGAUAUACCCGCUACUCGGAGUUGAUGAAAGUCCUCCUUGUAGCGGAGCAGAAUAAUCAAACUUGUGACUUUAAACCAUCAAGCUCGUCCUACUGGAUCUGCUCCAUUCCCUUAAGUGAAUGUUGCAUCAUCCAGUUAUGAUAAUAGAAGAGGACGAGGUCGUGGACGUGGUGGAAACCGUUAUCAUGGUCGUGGAAGAAGAUUUCGUCCCUAUGAUGAAAGAAAUAAUAAAGACUUCCACGAAAAUGAAAGGCAUGAAAAGGGCCAGGAUGAUAAAAGGCAAACGGGAAAGGUUGUUACAGAUGCGGCAUGAAAGGUCAUUGGGUACGUACCUGUCGUACACCAAAACAUUUAGCCGAUCUGUAUAGAGAAUCCCAAAAGGGAAAAGAGAAAGGAAGAGGUGAAACUAACUUCAUCUCUGAUAAACCUGGGCCAUCCUUUCAUGGUUUUAACAAUGAUACUCAUCUCGACGUAACAGACUUUCUGGUUGAGCUAGAGAGUAUCGAUGAGUGAUAUAAAUCGAUGUGAUAUAAGUAGACUGUAUUAUAGUAUCUAUAUCUUUUGUUGUAAGAUAUAUGUUAUGUUUGUUUGAUGCUUAAUAAUAUAUGUUUUAUGAAUAUUUUAUAUUCAGAAAAUGCCAAACUUUGAGACUAUGGAUGGAGAUUUGUGUUUGGCAGAUAGUGCGUCAACGCACACGAUAAUCAAAGAUAAGAAAUAUUUCUCCAGUCUCAAAAUAAAAAAUUACGCUGGAAGCAUAAGUACAAUAUCUGGUAAUGCAAAAAUUAUGAUGGGCUCGGGAAGAGCGAAAUUUUCAAUGCCAGGGGGGAUGAUAUUUGAAAUAAGUAAUGCAUUGUAUUCCCCCAAGUCUCAUAGAAACUUGUUAAGUUUUAAGGAUAUCCGAAGAAAUGGAUAUCAUAUUGAGACUAUGAGUAAAGAUGGCAUUGAAUUUCUUUGCAUUAAGUCCGAGAGGAAAAAUAUAUUGAAAGAGUUAAGAAUGUUAUCCUCUGGACUAUAUUGUACGAAAAAAACCAUGACUGAGUCCUAUGCCGUGGUAAACAUGAAGUUUACUGAUACAUUUAAAAUAUGACAUGAGAGGCUAGGACAUCCUGGUUCAGUCAUGAUGAGAAAGAUAGUGCAAAAUUCGAAUGGUCAUCCGUUAAAAAACGGAAAAAUUUUACAAACGGGCGAGUUUACAUGUAAUACAUGUUCUCAAGAAAAGCUUAUAACUCGGCCAUCACCAGCAAAAGUAGGCAAUGAAUCACCAAUGUUUUUAGAAAGAAUACAUGGUGAUAUAUGUGGGCCGAUCUACCCACCGGACGGGCCGUUUAAGUAUUUCAUGGUAUUGAUUGACGCAUCUUGUAGAUGGUCAAGUGUGUCUCUUUUGACGACACGAAAUACGGCUUUCGCAAAGUUCAUUGCCCAGAUAAUAAAGCCGAGAACGCAAUUUUCAGAGUAUGCCAUAAAGAAAGUAAGGCUUGAUAAUGCUGGUGAGUUUACAUCGCAAGCCUUUGAUGAUUAUUGUAUGUCAAUGGGGAUUGAUGUGGAGCAUCCAGUUCCCCAUGUGCAUACACAAAAUGGCAUGGCCGAGUCAUUGAUAAAACGGUUGCAGUUGAUUGCAAGACUGUUAGUCUUGAGAACAAAGCUCUCAAUUUCUAUAUGGGGUCAUGUUAUAUUGCAUGCAGCUGCACUGGUUCGGCUAAGUCCGAGUGCAUAUCAUAAGUAUUCUCCUUUACAAUUGGCAUCUGGGCAAGAGCCAGAUGUAUCCCAUCUCCGUGUCUUUGGGUGUGAAGUCUAUAUUCUGAUAGCUCCGCCACAAAGAACCAAAAUGGACCCACAAAAGAGAUUGAGAAUAUAUGUGGGUUAUACGUCACCAAGUAUAAUAAGAUAUCUGGAACCAGUAACUGGUGAUAUGUUUACGGCAUGAUUUGCCGAUUGCCAUUUUAAUGAAGAUAAAUUUCCAGCGUUAGGGGGAGGAAUUAGUAAAAUUCCUCAAGAGAUUACAUGGUGUACACCGUCGUUGUUACACCUUGAUCCUCCUACGAAUCAAAAAGAGCUGGAAGUUCAGAAAAUUGUGUAUUUGCAUAAUUUGGCAAACCAGUUACCAGAUGCGUUCACAGAUACGAGAAGGGUGACGAAGUCAUGUAUACCCGCUGAAAAUGUUCCAUCAAGAGUUGAUGUUCUUAAAGAAUAAAUUGAUGGAAAUAAAAUAAAUGAACUUAGGGUUCAGUUAAAGAGGGGGAGGCCAGCAGGUCCUAAAGAUAAAAAUCCCCGUAAAAAAAAAGAAAUUUGAUGAACAAAGUAAGGUUCUAGAAGAACCUGAUAUUGAAAGAUGUCUGAAAGAAGACAUAAAUGGAAAGGUUCUAAAAGAACCUGAUACUGAAAAAUGUCUGAAAGAAGGCAUAGAUAAAGAUGGUCCAGAUGACGAGAAAGAAACAGAAAAGUAUGAGAUUUCCAUCAACUACGCCCGAGAUGAAAAGAUAUGGAUCAGAAAUAAAAUAAAAGAUGUUGAUGGAAUGUUCUCCUUUUCUGUGUCCAAAGAGAUCGAUCAUGAAAAUGAUGAUCCCAAUCCAAGGUCCAUUAUAGAAUGUCAAAAAAGACAUGAUUGGGAGGAGUGGAAGAAGGUCAUUCAAAUUGAAUUACUCUCCCUGAAUAAAAGAAAUGUCUUUGGACCAAUAGUCAUAACACCUGAGAAUAUAAAUCCUGUUGGGUAUAAGUGGGUAUUCGUGAGAAAAGUAAAUGAGAAAAAUGAAGUAACACGAUAUAAAGCCCGAUUAGUUGCCCAAGGUUUUUCUCAGAGACCGGGAAUUGAUUUUGAGAAAACGUAUUCUCCGGUAAUGGAUGCAAUUACGUUUAGAUUUUUGAUGAGCCUAACGGCGUCUAAAAAUCUUGAAAUGCAUCUCAUGGACGUUGUGACUGCAUAUUUAUAUGGAUCGUUGGAUAACGAUAUAUAUAUGAAGCUCCCUGAGGGAUUGAAAAUGCCUGAAGCAUUGAAAGAAAAAUCCAGGGAGAUUUAUUCGGUCAAGUUACAGCGAUCACUAUACGGAUUAAAGCAAUCCGAACGCAUGUGGUACAAUCGCUUAAGUGAAUAUCUUUUGAGUAAAGGAUAUAUGAAUAAUGUGAUAUGUCCAUGCGUUUUUAUAAAGAAAUCGUAAUCUGGCUUUGUGAUCAUUGCUGUAUAUGUAGAUGACCUGAACAUAAUUAGAACUCAAAAGGAGGUUGAUGAUGCUCGAACUCAUAUGAAAGAAGAAUUCGAAAUGAAAGAUCUCGACAAGACAAAAUUUUGUCUUGGGCUCCAGAUAGAGCAUCUCCGAGAAGGAAUAUUUGUGCAUCAAUCAAACUAUACGAAAAGGUUAUUGAAACGCUUCGUAUGGACAAAGCGACUCCUUUGAGUACUCCAAUGAUUGGUAGAUCUCUCAAUGUUGAGAGUGAUCAUUUUAGGCCUUGCAAAGAUAGCGAGAAGAUAUUAGGUCCAGAAGUACCUUAUAUGAGUGCUAUCGGUGGGCUGUUGUAUCUUGCAAACUGUACCAGACCAGAUAUAGAUUUUGCUACUAAUCUACUGGCAAGAUAUAGUUAUGCUCCUACUCGCAGGCAUUGGGACGGAAUAAAUCACUUAUUCCGUUACCUUCAAGGUACAGUUGAUUUAGGGUUAAUGUAUUUAAGAAAACCCGAGUUUGGUAUGGUUGGUUUUGCAGAUGCAGGAUACUUAUCAGAUCCUCAUAAGGCUCGAUCGCAAACCGGCUAUGUUUUUACAAUUGGUGGAACUCGAUCUCUUGGCGGUCCCAGAAACAAACUCUGGUUGCGACAUCUUCAAAUCAUGCGGUAACUAUUACACUUCACGAAGCAUGUCGAGAAUGUGUGUGGCUUCGGUCAAUGAGUCACCACAUACAAGAAUCAAGUGGAAUGGUCAACGAGAAAGAGCCGACGAAAAUAUUUGAAGAUAAUUCGGCUUGUGUUGCUCAACUCAAGGAAGGCUAUAUCAAGAGCGACAGAACAAAGCACAUCCCUCCAAGAUUUUUCUCGUACAUAAGGGAGCUCGAGAAAAAUAAAGAAGUGGACAUCAAGUAUAUACGGUCAUGCGAAAAUCCGGCUGACUUGUUCACCAAAACUCUUCCGUCUACAACAUUUCGAAAACACGUCUAUGGUAUCGGAAUGCGGCAUUUGCGUGACCUGUAACAAGGAAGCUAGGUCCACUACUUUCAGGGGGAGAUUACGACAGUGUACUCUUUUUUCCUUGUCAUGAUUUUUAUCCCAAUAGUUUUUCCAUGACCAGGUUUUUAACGAGACACUACAUAAUAAAGAUGGAGAAUCAAGAAAGAGUGUUGAAGAUAAACAUGUAAUAAAAUAAUAAUUUUCCAGAUCUUUCUUUGACCGACUGAAAUGACCGUCUUUUGUUAUUUUAAUAUUUUCACCUUACUAUAAACAGGUAUAUUACUCUUUUGUUGUAAGUUCAGUUUACGAUUGAAACAAUAAUAAAAAAGAUCAGUUCCUCUUUUCUUUUUACGUCAUCCCACAUCAAAUAACAUAUAUUAUAUUUAUAUCUUUUGUUUCUCAUUUCCAUUUAAAUAAUACACAACAGAAAAUACAAAACUGCUAAUAUUUAGGUUGAUAAUUACAUCGUAUCUAUACAUAGAUGAUAUUAUUUAGAUUUAUAAACUAUGUUAACGAGUUUCUAGAAUUUAGUUUCAAUUUCAAUAUUUGACUUUUAAUAUAUAUAUUUUGAAUGUGAUUUCUUAAAUAAAAAAAUGGACUAAUAUAUUUUUUUUCUUUCAAAAUAAUAUAUUACUAACUCAUCAUAGAAAAGUCAAAACAAUAUUUUUUUUCCAUCAACUACGAAACCAAGAAAAGAAAGAAUUUAAAAAUGGACUACAAACUGAGAGAAACUUGCUUUGCCACAUCUACACACGACUUUGUCGCUUCAAAACUUAACUAAUCCAAGUUAAAAACAUAUAACUACAUUCAUGAGUAGUCCCUAAUACAUUUUUGUCACUUUUGAUUAGAGGACAACAAAAUGGACACUUCACACUGCCAUUACCGAGGCUACAUCGUGCUAGUAUUUUUGUUUUAUUCCUUUGUGUUUGGUUUAGCUUCUAAUAUAGAUAUUUCUGAUGAUGCAAAAGGCAGCAAAACUAACAGUACCCCAAGACGUUUUCUCUCUAAUUCCAUAUAUCAUGGCAAAGACAUGGGCAAGGAAUAUAUAAGGUGUGCAGAAUCUGAUCUCGAAAUUCCGCAGAUGGAUAUUUCUUGCGAAAAGACAUCUAAAGAUGUUGUUAGGAAUAUCAAUUUCGCUGAUUAUGGCAAUCCUUCUGGUAAGUGUGAACACUAUAGACACGGAAAUUGCGGCGCAUCAAAUACCUUGAGGAUCGUCAAAAAGAAUUGUCUUGGAAAACAUAAGUGUGUGCUUUUGGUUUCGGACGAGAUGUUUGGUACGAGUCACUGCAAUAAAGAUAUUCAACUCUUUGUUCAAGUCACCUGUACAAAACCUUAAGUUUCUUAUUUGCAUGGUUUUUUUCACUGUACUGAUCAGGUUCUUAUUGAUUAUUAAAGGAAUGUACGAAAAGAUUAAGUUAUUUAUUCUAUUUGUUAUUAUUUUUUAACAAAAUGUAAAUAUCACUUUGAAAUCAAAGUUGAGGUUUUAUAAACGUGAUUACACAGAAAAUAAGACAUAUAGUCUUGAUUCCAUAACAAAAGGUAAAAAACAUGGAAGCAAAAACAACCAGAACUUAAACCGUUCUAUUUGAUAUUUUGCACCGAGGAUUGAUGUUGAUGCCGAUCUUAACCACAUAGUCUUUGCGACUUUUAGAACUGCAUCUUUUGGUUGAAGGAGAAUGAAUAAGUGACAGAAAAAGUCAAAAGGUUGUGUAACAUCAUAGAAAAAGAAGUUGAGUAUUUACUUUAGCAAGAACGUCAAAAAUGUUUUUGACGUCUUUUAGAGCAUCUCCAAAAGAAACUCUAUGACUUCAAAUAUAGAGUUCUUGCUCUCAAAAAAGAAAAUUUAAAACUUCAAAUUUAUAGUUUUGAGGACUAUCACUACUAAAAACUUCAAAUUUAAAGUUUCAUCAUUUUAUUUACAUUUUGAUCUUUACAAUUAAUUACAAUUCACAUUUUUGAUUUUUAAGUAUUUUCUCGUUUAUCGGUUGAAGCUUUAAAAUUUUUAUAUCUCAUAAAUCUUUCAAUUUUUUUUUAUAAAUUUAAGUCUUACACAUAAAAUAAAAUUAGAUAACAAAAAUAUUACAAAAGAACCUUAAUAAAAAAUAUUUUUAAAAAGUACAUGAAGACAUAAUUAUUACACAAAAUUAAAUUUUAUAACAACACUAAUAGUUUGGUAAAUUUGAUCCAGAACUUCCAGAAUCUCCAAAAUAUUGUCCAAACAAAUUAUGUGUAACCGAAGAUACAGAAUUAGAGAAAUAAUUUUAUGGAAUAAUUUGGUAUUUUUCUUGUAAUGUAAUAUUUAAUUAUGUAUUUUUAUUUAUAAUUUUAUAUAUUUAGUGUAAGAUUUUAUUAAUUAACAUUGCUUUAAUAUUUUAUAUAUGUAUAGUAUAUUUAUAAAAUUUUAAUGGAUUUAAAUUAAUUAUGACAAAUAUAAAGAUCAUAGAGUAAAAUAUAAAUAAUUUUGAAAUUAGGUUUGAAGUUUUACUUUAGGAGAAAAAUACUUUUAAACUUCAAAUAUAGAGUUAUACAAACUCAAAAUAGAAUGACUUUUUGGAGAUGCUCUCACAUUAGCAGUCUUGUAUACAUCAGCACAAAUGAGGAAUCAACCAACCUGGUGUAUGGACUCACUAGUGCAAUUAUGAACAAAGAGGAUGAUUAUAUUUGCUACUUAUUUUCUGGGUUUUAGUGAUAUGGCAAAGCCGUGCCUAUGGUAUAAUGAAAAAGACAUUGGCCUUAGCCCCCCCCUCCUCACCCCACAAAAUUUAAAAUUGUAGGGGCCCCUAAGUAUAUUAAGUUUUAUUGAUUAGCAACUUAAACCUCAAAUCAUAGAGUGCCAAGAUAAGUUCACACUACAAAAAAGAUUUCCUUUACAGCUACGUAUAUCGUUGUGAAUUCUUCAUAAAUGGAGUGUUAAUUAAAAAUUUAUCAAAAUCAAUAUAAAUUGUCCGUCACAGCGGAUCAAUCGUCGUAAAAUCCCGUAAAAUGUUUCGUCGUAAAAUCGAGACACAAUGUUUUGUCGUGAAGUCAUCCUUAACCACGAGGAAACUGUUCCACGUAAAUGACUCAUAAUAUUUUGUUAUAAAGUUCACGUAAAAUUUUGAAGUUAAGUCGUUGUUCAAGAGGUGUAAACUUUACGACAAUUUUACUAGGUAGUCGAUGUUAAUUUCUCGUACAUGUUUACGAUGAAUUAACGUGAACUUCCUCCUAUACUCCUCCCAAACAUUUACGAGAAAUCAACAUCGAUGUACACGUAAAAUCGAUGUAAUAUUUACGAAAAAUUAACAUAGAGUGUACAACAAAUGUUUAAUUUUUGUUUUAAAAAGGUAAAAAAAAGUUAAAAUAAGUAAAAUUAUAAGUAAAUAAUAAAUUAAAAUAAAAUUUAGAAAUUAAUAUUAGAAAUUAAAAAUAUGUGACAAUUCCAUGUAAAUUAUGCGACUGAUUGUUCUCAAUUGGUGAAAAUGGUUUCAAAGUUAGAAGAAUGACCUCCUACCUUGAAGAAAUACGACAGAUCCAGGAAAGUUUCCAAACUUUUGAGAUUAGACAUAUACCUAGGAUUCAGAACACAAGGGCGGAUUAUCUUACAUGUGGUGCUCUCACUCAACCGUUUCACUUUGUGUUCAUAGACAAAAGUCUCAUGUUUGGUUAGAAGAGAGUCUUAAUCGAGUCCGUUUAUACUGAUGACAAAAAAAGAAGUGCAAAUUGAAAAAUCGCUAAUCUUGAUUGAAACAUUCCAAAUAUCCUCUUGAUCACAUUUCUCAAACUAGCAUAACGAAGAUUAAACAAUUUAGAUGCAGUGUUAGGAUCAUGCCUUUGGCCAAUAAUUCUUGUUGACAGUUCGAAAACGAUGAAAUGGAAAAAACUUAUUUGGUACGCAAAUUCAUAAUCGAUUAGGUAGAAUUUACCUGAAAUUUUAAAUGAUAAACAAUGCUUCAACAUGUUCUUAUAAAUAAAUUGUAAAAAUUUUACCUUCUGGUACUUGAAAAUUGUUUAUUCUUCUAGUUAAAGCAUUGUAUAAUACUCUUGAAUCAUGCGCUUUAACCUUCCCAUCUACUAAGAACAUAUGUAACCCCAUAAUCAAAGCUACAUAUAAUUAACACAUUUUAUAGUAUUUCUCUUUUUCGACUACAAUAACUUGCAUGUCCAACUAUUUCUGCAAGUAUAUCCCCCCACCCGACAUAAUUCUGAAAUAAAUUAAAAAGAAAUGUUAAUCAGAUAUGUGACAACGUAGAGAGGCAUGGGUUACAACUCUAUAUGUGAACACUAGGGUCGGCCCGCCCUACGGGCAGAAUAUAUUUUUCUUAUGAUUUAAGUUACUAUUUUUAUAAGAUUUUGUAAUUUGUGUUUUAGGUUUGUAUUUGCAAGAGAUGUAUAUAUAAUGAUUUUUGUUUUUAAAAAAAUUUUAGAUGAAAAAAAAUUAUAUGUGGUAAAAUAUAUUUUGCUUGUUUACAAUAAUUGUUUCUAUAUUAAAAAAUUAUGGCAUUAAUAUAUUGUGAGGGUUUCAAAUGGUCGAUUUCAUAUUCGAUGUCAAAAUGGUUUAUUUUUUUCCUAAUAUUAAUUCUUGUAUAGAUUAAGUAAAUAUUUUCUUAUUUAAUCUCAUACACUUUAGAGUCAUCAAUUUAAAUUGAACGGUUUUGGGAUAUUUUAAAUUCUCUGUGUUACAACUGAAAUAAAAAACAAAGAAAAACACACUGGUUAAAUAUUUAAUUGGUUUAAAGAGAAUCCUGGACAAAUAUCCUUCGUAAAAAUAUUUUAAUUGUAUGUUUUCUAUCCCCUUUUACAAAAAAAAAGUUCUCUUUUUAACUUUCUGUAUCGUUACCUCUGUAUACUUUAUAACAUUUAAUUUCUGCAAUUACUUCUUUAAAUACUUAACAUGCAGAUUUUAAUACUUUACAUUUCCAUUUCAAUUUUUUGUUUUAAAAAUAUAUACUACAGUUAAUAUUUCUACACAGCUACAUCAUUCACAAUUUACAUAUUGUAAAAUAUGUAUAUAACUCUGACAAAACAAUUUUCCUAUACUUAUUUAACUUCAUCCACUGCCGCAUUGAUCACAUAAAACCCUCAGAGUUACAAAUCUGAAUUGAUCAUGGGUCUUAAGAUGGAGAGCAAAGAAAACCUGCAAAUAUCACAGAAAGUUGUUAUGCUGCAGAGAACCACGUAAACCUGCGUACCUUAGUAAUAAAUAAAUAAAUAAAUAUAUAUAUAUAUAUAUAUAUAUAUAUAUAUAUAUAUGUUGAGAUGGCAUUAAUUUGUUUAUACACUAACGGUUCAACCAUCAUGUUAUGUUUAGCAGCUUUCACAACGUGUGUGGUCAGCUUGGCAUGGCUAGCUAGAUUUGACUUAGUUCCCAACAAUCUUUUGGCGAAGUUAUAUAAGCAAUGGCAACUUUCUUGACUUGUAGCAAACACCCACUGCACUAAGCAGUGCAAGCCUAACUGAGAUGGAUGGUUGAAUGUUGCAGUGAGUAAACUAAAAAAUCAACAUAAAAUUGUUGUGGUUUUACCUUAUGCAUCUGAAAGAGAAAUUCAUGUGGACUCUUUAAAAAUCAACCAUUAAGGUUUCUAAGCGAAGCUAAAGAGCAUUAUUGGGAUCAAUGUGCUUGUUUAGUUUGCUGAAUCAGAUGGACUAAAACAUCAACUGCAAGAAAUACAGUAACACAUUCAUCAAGCUACAAUAAUUAACUAAUCAUUAGUCCAAAAAUACUU
Brassica rapa (field mustard) is the source of this 13335-nucleotide messenger RNA. RefSeq names its product beta-galactosidase 15-like. Gene Ontology annotation, molecular function: carbohydrate binding. The record is from RefSeq and is a predicted model, not a curated record. Lineage: Eukaryota; Viridiplantae; Streptophyta; Magnoliopsida; Brassicales; Brassicaceae.